This is a messenger RNA of Saccostrea cuccullata (small rock oyster), 6936 nucleotides long. Its product is annotated as TALPID3 protein-like. Gene Ontology annotation, biological process: smoothened signaling pathway. The record is from RefSeq and is a predicted model, not a curated record. Gene Ontology annotation, cellular component: ciliary basal body; centriole. NCBI's taxonomy places the organism in Eukaryota, Metazoa, Mollusca, Bivalvia, Ostreida, Ostreidae.
AUCGCGUAUAAUAAUUAUGAAGAUGUGAUGGAUAAGUAUUAAUGAAAAUGUAAAGUGUUACAAGAAAAUCACGCAAGUAAGUGCAUUUCGCAGUGUAGCAAUAUGCAUUCGAAUUUCCUCACUUGUGAAAUGCACUGUGAAUAGAAGAAAUGGAGGGUAUGCUUGAGUUGCUGUCAACGACAGACGCAGCAGUUAAGGCCUUAGAUAGAACAAGCAGAUCCCAAUCAUCAAUAAGCAGCAGGUCAUCAUCAGGAUCAAAGAAGAAGAGUGCAUCAGAAGUACCAGACAGUGGAAUUGGUCAAACUGAGGACAGAUCUCAGAAAUCUAAGGCAUCUCACAGUAGAGAUACUGAUGAGCUAGAUAUAUCUCAGCACAGCUCUGAUGUCAGUACAACAGCCAGCGAUGUAUUGAUCAGGUCCACUACAGCAGCACCGGGAGAGAAAAGUAUCUUAGAUGAUGUAACUUUUCAGAGUGUUGAUAAUACAAGCAACAUUUCAAAGUGUUCAAAAUAUUCCUAUGGAAAAGAAAACUUCAACAGUUCUGGACCUGUUAAAGUGAAAGUGUCUUCUAAAUUGCUGAGAGAAAUUAAGUCUCCUUAUGAAAGCCCAAGGGAGGAAACAAAUACUGGAGAGGAAUCCCCCAAAGUUCAGAAUGUACAACCAGAGUUCAAUCCAAGUAAAUCAAAGGUACAGAGUAGCAGUAUAGGGAUACGCAAAAUCUCAACAGAAUCUAAGGCAAGUUCUAGAGGAGGAGAUACUUCUAGAUCACACAGUGGAGCUUCAGAUGUUCAUAAACCAUCUAGUCGACCAAACUCAGCAACUUCAAAGUCCUCCACUGUUAGCCAGCCUGGAUCUAUAGCUAAAGGACCUUCUUCAAAGUCACUAAAAGAUUCAAAGACAGUUAGCGAGACUUCUGUAUCAAAACCUGUAAGUAACAACCCCAAGGAUAUCAUAACUCUACAAAGCACCCCACAGAGAAAACAGCCUGCUCAACCUCAGAAACCAAAUACACCAGAAAAACGAAGGAAGACUGAAGGAUUCUCUCAACCUGGUUUUGUAGACCGGCAUACACCUGAAAAAUUGUACAGAGACAAGAAAAUUCUUCGUAACGAGGAUGAUGAUACAGGCAGCUAUAUUGAAGAGUUCUGUAAAAAACCAACAGAAAGACAGGAUGUGGUGCCAGAAAAAUUAGUAACAGAAUCAGUAGAGACCAGCAUUAACAGUGCCACUAGUAGUCAACCAGAGAUUGUCACCAUACCCGAGAGGAUUGUUACCAUAUCAACCAGGAGCUCAGUCUCCUCUGACCACUCACUCAGUGACUCGGGUCAGAUCCUCACCGUCCAGGAGAGACUGGUCACGAUCUCAGCAGGUCAGCCAAUGGAGGACGAGGAUUUUACUGUCAGUCACACUAAAGUGGAGGAGGAGGAAGAAAAAAUCCCACCAAGACUGCCUGAUAAAUUCCAUCAAUAUACCAAGCACCAGAGUGGUGGGUUGAGGCAGGGAUCAGAAAGCAGUGGAGUUUCUGUUAUGGAGCAUCCAUCUGAUUCAGAUGACAUCCAUGUUGAAAAGUUCCGCUUGUCAGAAAAGCAACAGUUGAUGAAAGAAAAUUUUACCAAGAGGUUGCAAGGGGGUCCUAAAAAGAGGGUUGUUCAGCCUAGACUUAUUGGUCCAGCUGCCAAGUCAACAAAGAAGGAAACUAAGGAGCCAACUAUCCAGAACACAGAGGCCAUUACUGCUGCAGUGGCUGCUAGUGCCGCAAUAGCUGCCACACAACCAUUUCUUAAGGCACAACAAGAACUAGAGAACAAAAUGACCAGCAUUCUGAAUCAGAUAGGCAGUCUCCAGUCUGACGUGGCCCCUCCACUGAAGGGGGAUACAGAAUCUGAGAGGGUAGCCCAGCUGGAGAAACAGCUGGCCAAGGUCACAGAGCAGAGAAUACAACAUCUAGAGAAGUUACAAGAACAACAGGUGGCCAUGCAGGCAAAAUUGUUAUCGUUAUCAAGAACACCACAAAAUCGAACUGAAGUUCCCAGAUCUAAAUCACCAACAAUAAGGUCUCCUUCAUGGAGUCCACCUGUCCAGAGGAAGAAAGAAUUUCCACCAAAACCAAUCAUAAAGACGACGGUCCCAAAACCUGGUCACGGGGAUUACAACCAGGAGCAGUUCCGGGAUCACAGAUCCCCCGAGACCCCCAAACCCAGGACCAACCCUCCCAAACCUCUGUCUUUUGAAUUCCGAAACAAGAAACAACCAUCAACUCGAGGGAUACUGGAGGAAAUCUUGGCAUCUGAUGCAUCCCCUCGCCGUGACGUCCCAGAGCCCACCAAAUACGAAGACAAAGACAAAUUGAGAGGAGAGGGUGUGGAGAAGUCACCAGCCGUGAAGAGAGCCGAGAGACUGGUUCACGACAUUGAGGAGGUCAAGGACAGAUUACAACAGGAAGUCUCUGAUGGAGAAAAAGCAUUAAAAGAACAGGAGGAAAAGAAAAUCCAGGAUAUGAAAUUUGAUGUAAAGAAGAUAGAGCAACUUCAUGGGCCAUCCCCACUGGAUCCUUAUUUGCUACCCCCACAGAAGGAGCUGAGGAGUCCAUACAAAUCCAUUCCAGGCCCUGGUAAAGGUGAGGUACCGGUCCCCUCUAGUUACUGGGACGCUGCUCAGAUCCUACAGCAGGUGAAGGAGAACAGAGUCACACUGGAGGCCAACCUCGAAGCUGUGUUUAGGACGAGGCAGGAAGCUGAGGUCUAUGCCUUGAUGGAGAAUCUGUACCAAGAGGGGAAUAAUGCAGAUAUGCUGAGAAUCAGGAAAAUGGUGGACAAAAAGAUAGCUCUUCUGCAUUCCCAGGUGCAGAGAGAAGUCAAUGAUGUGAUUUUGGCAAAGAAAAAAUCCCUCAUAUAUUUCAUACACCGUUUUAAAAAUUUAUCAUUUUGUAUAUCUGUGAGAGGGAAAGAAAAUAAACCAUCAGCCACUACAGUGUUUAAACCACCCACUGCAAAGCAGCCAAAGAUAAAAUCUGUCUUUGAGGAUGAGGAAUACAUGACUAAAGUGUAUGGGAAAGCCUCUUAUCAAAACAAGAGAACUACAGUGAAAGAUCCAUACCUACAUUACCAGAAUGUACCCAAACCAAAGCCGGAGAGGCCAGCAGGGGCACCUGAUAUGACAACUGCUCAUUUAGUCAAGUCUUCUAAGACCCAGACUUCCUCAGGGAUAAAACAGUUCUACUUCAGUCCUACCCACGGUACAUACAUCCCUGUCACCUCCGCAGAACAUGCUCCCAUACCAGGGCAGUUGGUGCCCAUGGCAGUUCCCCUUGGUGGCCCCCGCAUAGACAGUGGACUAACCUACUCUGCCCCUCCCCCUCCUGGGCCCCUCACUACCUCCACCCCCUCCUCUCAGCCUCCAGUGUCAGCCCUCAGGAAUGUGGCAGUCAUAUCUGUCCCUGUAGAAGAUGACCUUAGGAAACCUCCAGAGCCGGAACUUAGCAAACAAGUUCUACCGAGUGUAGAUAUAGACACUGACAUAUCUGAAACUUCACCGAUUCCGAAAUCUCGACCAAGAUCUGCCUCCCCAGACAAGCCCCGAUCCUUGUCCCCGGAGAAAGACACUGUGAGCCUGAGUCGAGCCUCCACCCAGCAUGGGGAGGUACAGCUGAGGUCCCCCCAGAAGUCCCCCAGCAAAAGCAGGCUAGAGGUCACCUUCCACAGAGAGGACGAGGACGAGACCCUCACUGAUGUUUCUGGAGACUUGAACCCAGAGGAUGCCCCUGGUAUCGCCCUUCCUGGGUACCACCCUCCCUCCCCAACCCCAGCUGAGGCCCGACAACCUGUGUUCCCCCAGCAGAGGCUGUUAGAUUACAACGCCCCCAUUGUGUCCGAUGUUUUAGCAGAAGACAUUAGAAGAAGGGAUAAUCUGGAGAAGAGAGCUGAGGAAUGGCUUCAGCAGGAGUUGCUGGCAAAGAUGAUUUCUGAGCUGUGUCCUACUGAGGAGGAAGAGGAGCUUCCUCCUGGUCUUCCUCAUUUUGUGGAUGAGGACUCCAUACAGAGUGAAGUAGAGGACAAGGAACAGUCCAUGUUUGUAAUGGACUCGAUUGGCAGAGCCGGCAUGCAGUUAUUUGUGGACGUUGGUCAGCCAGUGAACACUGACCUGGUCAACAGUUUGAUACGCGAGGUCCUGGUGGAGAAAGUGGUCACUGUGCUGGGACAGCGACCAUCAGACGAGAAGGAGGCGGAACAGAGAGUGGUUCCCAAGUUAUCAGCCACUAUAGACGAGGACAAAAUGGGGACCACAGAACCAUCACCAAGGGAGUAUUUGUAUAGCCCAGACCAGAUUGAGACACCUCAGCCUACCCCUAAGGCCACCCCCAUAGCCUCUCCAAUCAGAGUCGUAUCUCCCCCGGUCACACCAGAGCUCUCCCCUCCAGCCUCCCCCAGGAGAGAGCCAGUGAGAGUAGAACCACCUCCACAACCUGUCAGACUCCGACCACAACAAGAGGCCGAGUCAGAAGCUUCAGAGUCUCUGGAUCUCAGUGAGGAGCUCAGAAUCCUCAGACAAAAAUUGGUUGUUCCUGUGACUACUGAAUCAGUAGCAGAGAUGCAUGAAAUUGAGACCCCUGUACCGACCCCAGUCCCCGAAGAGGAACCCCCUCAAGAGAUCAAGCCAAUGUCCCCUCCCCCACCCACUCCAAGACCCGUGGAAUCUCCCCCUAAGGUUGUGGAACCUCCCCCAGUUGAGGUUAAACAAGUUGAAUCUCCAAAGAUAGUCCAGGAGGAGACUAUUGUAAAGAAACCAGAGGUUACUGAGGAGACUGAUAAAACUCCCCAGCCCUGGGGAAACCCAGAGUCCCCCCGCCCAGAGGAAAAUCCAGAAUACAGGAAUGAAACAGAACCAGACCAACCUGAACCCAUGAUUAUGCAUCCAUCAGAGAGCAUGGUAACUCAGGAGGACAGAAGAUCUCCAUCUCCCAAGAGACAGAAAUCCCCUGUCCGUCAGCCUAGCCCCACCCCUUCAGUGAUGGAGAGUGUGUCAGAGUCGUCAAUCUCAGACACCAUUAACCAGAGCGUGUCAGAGGGACAGUGGCUCCUCAACAAGAGUGAGGGAGAAGUGGCAGACUUUCCUAUAGAUGAAGUAACAAGACAGCGGGCAUUAGAGAAAGCUCUGAGGUUAAGAGCUGAACAGAGCAUGGCAAGCACACUCAAAGAUACCUCAGAAAUUCCUGAUGAGUCGACAGAGUUUCCCAUUAGUGAGGGAGAGUUCCAGUAUAACCCAGCAAUUGCUCCAGAGAAGGACCCAGUUCUGUUGUUACUGUCCAGACUCCAGCAUGGUCCUAUCCACCCCGGACAGCUGGACAUGACAUCAGCCCAGGUCUCUGAUCUACUGGACUACACCGGCACUAGUGGUGACCUCAGUAUAAACCAGUUGAGAGCAUCAGUUGACAGAAGUAUGGGAGAAGUCCGGCCAAAGAAGCACCGCAGACAACAUGCCUCUCCCGAAAGGCAUUAUGGGAAAUAUGCCUCCCCUGAAAGGGAUUAUGGGAAAUAUGACUAUGGUAGACAACUAAGAUCUCCUUCUCCUGACCAGACAGGGAGGCAGUCUCCAAGUAGAGGAAGAGUGUCACCUGGUUAUCGUGAAACUUCUGGAAGAAAAUCUCCCGGCAGAAGACAGGAAUAUGAUGAGGGGGGAAGAAGAUCUCCAAGCAGAGGAAGAGCCUCUCCAGAAAGAGGGUAUGAUGGGUAUGAAAGACCUCACAGUCGAGGGAGAGAUUCCCCUCAUAGAGACAGGCAACAGAGGGAUCAGCGAGACGGGCGAUAUUCUCCACAGCGGGAUGGGCAAUAUUCUCCACAGCGAGAUGGGCGAUAUUCUCCUGAGAGGGACCAGCGAGAUGGACGAUAUUCUCCUGAGAGGGACCAGCAGGGCAGGCGAUCUCCUCUCAGAUCUAGCUUGGACAGUGGAAGAAAGUCUCCAAUGAGAGUUUCAUAUGAAAUGGAUUCUGAAGGCAGAGAUGUAGAAAGAUACAUUGUGGAAGCUACAACCACCACAACCAAGAAAACAACAAGGACCCCUCCUCAUGGUACCCCCAGUAAAAGGACCCCCACCAGAACCAUGACCCCAGGGGGUGUGUCCCUAGGAGGCAGUCUGACCAGUGGACGAAAGUCUCCAGUAAAAUCUGCCUUAAAGAAACCCCCACAAGCCACCAAAUCCCCAGGAUUACCAGAUAAAUCGGUAACCAUGACUGGACCAAGGACAUACCCAAUGCCUGGGUCUGAUGACCAGAGGGGCUCACAGAGUUUGAGUGACAAGGGAACGCGGGCCUUCACACCGGACCAGAUGAACAUGGAGGAACUGUUACAGUCAGGCUAUCUCUCCCAGACCUUCAGUCAGUCCUCCGCAGGGAGAGUUCCCUCCCCUGAGCAUCCCCACAGACAACUCAGCCCCACCCGUCUCAGCAGGGACAAGAAAUCUCUGGGGAUGACUUAUUCAUUCGAAUCAGAAGGAGGUGCUGCGGACUCGUUCAGCGAAUCAGAACUCCGACGACUCGCAGAUUCUGAUUCGCUGAAGAUGUCUGUGACCUUGCCCUCCAUGGAUGAUUCUGAAUUUCUCUAAUUUCUAGGAUCUGAAUAGAUAUUUAUAAAAGUAUAUAUUAGAAUGCAAAUUGCUUAUUAUGUAGUGUAUUAUGUCUUAUACCGUUCGAGAGUCACAACUCACAAUAUUUAUAUUUUUUUGUAUAUCAUCAUAAUUUAUUGAUUUUACAAUAUUGCAGUGUACUUUUAUUUAUUCAGUAUAUAUUUUAGAAAGUAAACUUGUAUAUUAAAUGCAGAUAAAUCUCAUUAUAUAUUGGUAUAAAAAUCCAGAUCUGAUCAAAUCACUCAGAUUUCUUGUGAUGUGUGUAAAUCAUUAUCCGUCCAGACUGUAGAAUUUGUUGAUUUGUGUGUGUGUGUGUGUG